CUCCCAUAUAACCAGCGAGGCGGCCUGCCUCAUCGGUAUAGGCCACCGCCUCAUUAAAAUUCUACCGACAUUGCCGCCUCACUGGUCCGCGGCAAAAAAAAAAAAAAAAAAAAAAAAAGUGCAGCGCAAAACCCGCCGGACUGACGACACCGUGCGCGGCUGCAGCGGAGACAGCCCGAUAGUAUAUAUAAUCCCCCCCCCCCGUCAACAACUUUCAGCUGAAAGUGACCCCACCACCUCACAGCCAUUUCAACCCAGGGGAAACACUGUGUAUAUAUAUGUGUGUGUGUGUAUAUAUAUAUAUAUAUUAGGGGAUGUAACGGUACACAAAAAUCAUGGUUCAGUUCUCAGUUAAGGGAGAAAUGGAAAAAGAAAACCUGAUAUCAGAGCUGGUCUGACUUUCUAGCUGAAGUGUGGAUGAGAAGGAACUUCAUAACGGGCUCUAUCACCUACGUUUGGGUUUAUGGGGUUAUGUGUGUUAUACAUAAAUAGGUUAUUUCUACUAGUAUUUUAGCAUAGUUUAACAAGAAAUGUUAAAUCUGACAUAUAAAUAAAUAUCUAAUAAAAUCAGACAGUAUAAAGGCUGGAUCAGAGGUGGUGUUUGUAGAUUCCAGAUGUUGGAGGGCUCAGACUGAAGCAGAUGUUCGGGGCAUCCCUACAGCAGCACAGCAUGCAGGUAGACCCACUAAUCAGCUGUGCAUGUUAGACUAGCUGAAGGUGUGAAGAUGGUCUGCAGUCUGCUGCUGCUGUGGAAGUUAAUUCUGAUCUGACGAGGCUUUGGCGUUUAUUCCUGCUUCUUCUUGUGCCAAAGCCUCGUUUUAUUUUCUCUGCAUUCCCAAAUCCUCACUAACAACACCAGAGGUAAAUGUAGCUGUAAGGCUUCUGCUUGAUGUUGCAGUAAAAACAGAAAAUAAAUGCUUUUUAAACCUCUCCACACAUGACUCUGAUGGAGUGAAUCUCAGUUUAACAGUGGUGUUUCUUUUUGUUGUUGUGUUUUACAGUUCUUUUUCCUGGUUCAGCCACCCCUAUAAACCAGCCCUGCUGAAAUACCACCAACAGUUUUGUCUUCUGCAGCCUUAUCCUGUUUCUCAAGUGUCCUUUCUGUUGUGUGUGUGUGUGUGUGUGUGUGUGCGCGUGCGCGUGUGUGUGCGUGCUCUCUCUUUAUCUCUCUACCUCUCCCUCCUUUGAAAUGUUCAAAUGUCAGAUUUAAAAUUAGCCUGUUUUCAGAUUGCACAGCCAUGGAUCAUCAUCUCCCUUUUGAGUUUUACUGUUUGGUUCUCUUCAGCUUUGGGCAAUAUUUUUGUGAUUUUGGUUUGUUUUUUAAUCAUGAAUUUUGCUGGCAGUAGACUUAUAAUGCCUCGUUUCCAUGCAGUUUUGUGUUUGGAUACGAAUCAACCAAAAGUUUACGAAAAUCCUUACUGUCUCGUUAUGUAGCAUUAGCUACAACUAUAGAAGAAUCCUUAGAAUUAGCAUGAUGUAGGCUAAUGUUAGCAUUAGCCACAACUAUAGAAGAAUCCUUAGAGUUAGCAUGCUGUAGGCUAAUGUUAGCAUUAGCUACAACUAUAGAAGAAUCCUUAGAUUUAGCAUGCUGUAGGCUAAUGUUAGCAUUAGCUACAACUAUAGAAGAAUCCUUAGAGUUAGCAUGCUGUAGGCUAAUGUUAGCAUUAGCUACAACUAUAGAAGAAUCCUUAGAGUUAGCAUGCUGUAGGCUAAUGUUAGCAUUAGCUACAACUAUAGAAGAAUCCUUAGAGUUAGCAUGCUGUAGGCUAAUGUUAGCAUUAUCUACAACUAUAGAACAAUCCUUAGUUAUCAUGGUGUAGACUAAUGCUAGCAUUAGCUACAACUAUAGGAGAAUCUUAGAGUUAGCAUCAUGUAGGCUAAUGUUAGCAUUAGCUACCACUGUAGAAGAAUCCUUAGUUAGCAUGCUGUAGGCUAAUGUUAGCAUUAGCUACAACUAUAGGAGAAUCCUUACAGUUAGCAAAAACCAUGUCCUUUUUUCUUUCUAAAAUAAGGAGAUUUCUAAGUGACUCCAAACUUUGGACGGUAGUGUAUGUCCAAACUGGUUUAGGUAGUUUAGCUCAUGCUAGCUGUGUAUCAUACAGAAAAUAAAUCCUGUUAAUUGUUCAUUUGUCCUGAACCUAAAGAUUUAACCAAACUUUCUCCACUCUCCUCACGUGCUUCUCUCCAUUUAUUAUUAAUCCAGUUUUAGUUCCUGCACAUAUUCUAUAAAACCGAGUGGUAAAACCUGAUUAGCUCUUCAUUAGCUAAAAUCUAAUGCAUUUCCUUACAUCAACCACCAGGGGGCGCAUUGCGAAUAAUGUUUGGAUUAAUGACAAUGAGACAAAGCUAUGUGGAAACGAAGUGAAACUGUUUAGUUCAGAUUAUGUUUGAGAUUGUUUAGUAUUUUUGUGAUUAGAACUUUAUCUGGUGCCUUUUUUAUGGUGGAUUGUAGAAAUCAACCACCAACAAAAGGCCAGAAAAGGUAAAAUAAAUCAAAGUGACUGAGCCUUUUCUGUUUCUGUAAUGGUUAUGGUAAGUGAUGUUGAAAUGUUCCCUUGUGUCUACUCCCAAAUCAUGAACUUUGUUUUCUGUAUCUCAAUGUUUUUGUGUGCUUUAUAGCGAAGCAGCCGGCGCGAGUCGCUUGUUCAUAAAACAUCUAAUGAAAGUUGAGAGCACAUCCCGCGGGACAACUGGCUGUGCUUGCUUACGUUUGGUUCAUGACUUAAAAAACAAGUACAGGAGUGAUUCCUGAUGAAUCUAAAGCUAUGUCGCUGCUGGCUCCAGCCAAUGCUGUGGCAGGAAUGAUGCCUGGGGGAGGCCUCCUUCCAACACCCAAUCCUCUGGCUUCUAUGGGAGGGACGCCUUUCGGAGGUCUGGGAGCUCCCAACAUGGAGCAGAUGGCUGCCAUGGGAAUGCCAGGACCCAACAUGAACCCCCAGGCUCUUUCUGCAGAUUUCCUGAAGCUCAUGCAGUCCAUGGACCCCAAGUUGAACCCGUUGGCGGCUGGACUGAACCUGAACCCAGGACUGAAGACCGACGCCUCCAACAAGGAGAUAGAAGAAGCCAUGAAGAGGGUCAGGGAGGCCCAGUCCCUGAUCUCUGCAGCCAUCGAACCUGGAAAUAAGAAAGACGACAAGCGUAAACAUUCCCGCUCUCGUUCGAGGUCACGACGCCGACGCUCCAGAUCUCGCUCACGACACAGACGUUCCAAGAGCAGAUCUCGACGUCGCUCUCAUUCCAGGAGUCGGAGGAGGUCCAAGAGUCCACGCAGGAGGAGAUCUCACUCCAGAGACAGAAACCGUCGCAGCAGAUCCAGGGACAGGAGGAAGGAGGAGAAGUCCAAGAAAAGGUCCAAGACGCCUCCCAAGAGCUACAGCAGCGCCAGGAGGUCCAGGAGCAUCAGCAGGAGACACCGUCGGAGUCGUUCUGCUUCCAGAUCUCCCAGGAGGAGGCUGUCCAGGUCUCCAUCACUCAGACGCCAUAAGAAGGAGAAGAAGAAGGAGAAGGAGCGAGAGAAGGAACGAGAACGAGACCGGAGGGACGACCGAGACCGAAGCCGAGACGAACGAGAACGAUCGACGAGCAAGAAGAAGAAGAGCAAAGACAAAGAACGAGAACGAGAGCGAGACAGGAAGUCUGACAGCGAGAAGGGAGACGUGAAGGUGAGCCAGGUGACUCGUGACUACGACGAGGAGGAGCAGGGCUACGACAGCGACAAGGAGGGAGAGGAAGAGGACGACGAGAGGAAGAGCGACUCGGACUCGGCGUCGUCCCCCAAAGGUCCGGAGGAUCCGGAACGAGCCGAAAACCCCAAGAAGUCCAAAGUGAACGGAGACGACCACCACCAGGAGGACAUGGAGAUGAGCGACUGAGGAGACGUUUUGUAAACCAUCACCGGUUUUAAAUGGUCAUCGCUGUACUUUUUAAACAUGUUUCUGUUGCCUUUUUCCUGACGGUAGAACCUGUAAAUACUGCAGUACUUCCUGUUUUAAUGUCGUGUUUCCUCUUUCCGAGCCUUUCUGAGUGUAGAUCCACCGUGUUGUUGCAGCCAAACGUCGUCUGGAAGCUUUUCCACUGGAAACUAAUAAAACUGGCCUCAAACGUC
Messenger RNA from Acanthochromis polyacanthus (spiny chromis), 4105 nucleotides. RefSeq names its product serine/arginine-rich splicing factor 11. Gene Ontology annotation, cellular component: nucleoplasm. The record is from RefSeq and is a predicted model, not a curated record. Gene Ontology annotation, molecular function: RNA binding. Bases 2766 to 3872 code for a protein of 368 amino acids. The transcript is spliced from 11 exons. NCBI's taxonomy places the organism in Eukaryota, Metazoa, Chordata, Actinopteri, Pomacentridae.